AUGUCCCAGAAUCUCUGCUUGACAAGCACUGUGCUAAAAAGAAAUGGCAUCAUCCCCAGUUUGCAAAUGGGAAUCUGGCUGCCCGCCGAGUGGCGCCCGCUCAGCGAGGGCUGCCGCGCCGAGCUCGCCGCCAUCAUCGUGUACGCGCGGGUGCUCGCGCUGCACCCCGACCCCUACGGCGCCUACAACUACCUGCCCUGGCAGCGGCGACCCCCCGGCGGCGGCGCGCAGGGCGCCGGAGGGCUCUUCUACUCGGCCGAGAUCGAGCUGCUGUGCGACCAGGCGUGGGGCAGCAUGCUGGAGGUGCCCGCCGGCUCCCGCCUCAACCUCACCGGCCUCGGCUACUUCUCGUGCCACUCGCACACCGUGCUGCAGGGCUACGCUUACUUCUUCUUCCUGCGGAUGGAUGAGAACUACAUCCUCCUCCCUCACGGUGUGAACUUCCAGGAAGCGAUAUUCCCCGACACGCAGGAGAACAGGAGGACGUUCUCCAGCCUCUUUCAGUUUGCCAACUGCUCGCAGGCACAGCACUCCCUGGGCUUUGCCAGCGACUGGGAGAUCCAGGAGGACAACCGGCUCAUGUGCUCCUCUGUCCAGAAAGCCCUGUUCGAGGAAGAGGACAGAGUAAAGAAGCUGCAGCAGAAGGUGGCCACCCUGGAGAAGCGCAACAAGCAGUUGCGAGAUCGGGUGAAGAAAGUCAAGAGGUCUCUCCGGCAAGCCAGAAAAAACACCAGACACAUGGAGCAGAUGAACCGAAAGCUCAGUGAGAAACUUUCCUCUACAGGUGGCCAAAUCCCAUAUAUUAACUCUUUAAAGCAAGAGAACUCCCAUGCUUCCUACCUUAAAGUAUAAUGCAAGGGGGAAGUGUCCAGGCCAAUGAUACUGGUGAGUUUUGCCUGCAUUAGAACAGGAUCUGACCCUCACACCUUGUCUACACUGUGCUUCAAAUGCUGCAUGGAGAGCAAAUCUGAGCUUGCUUUAGGCACAGUGCUAGAGGAGAGCAGAACGCAACCC
Molecule: messenger RNA, 1014 nt
Organism: Tinamus guttatus (white-throated tinamou)
Lineage: Eukaryota; Metazoa; Chordata; Aves; Tinamiformes; Tinamidae
Gene: CCDC3
Product: coiled-coil domain containing 3
Biological process (GO): negative regulation of gene expression
Cellular component (GO): extracellular region
Source: RefSeq, a predicted model, not a curated record